Molecule: messenger RNA, 1116 nt
Organism: Angiostrongylus costaricensis
Lineage: Eukaryota; Metazoa; Nematoda; Chromadorea; Rhabditida; Metastrongylidae
Source: the annotation of a GenBank genome assembly
AAAGAAAAACUAUUUCUUUCAAAAUUCAUGUUUAUAAAACAUAAGUGGCAGGUAGCCUUAUCGAACAUGGCGUUGAUGCAAACACAAGCUGUCGUCGUCUCAUCGAUAGCUGUCAUUCCGCCUAUAAUCCUCGGAGAAAAACCGUUUAUGAUUCGUGAUUCGUUCUGCCUUUUAUUAUCCUCUGUCGCUACCGCUUCACUUGCAUCGUUGAUGUUGGGACUACUUAUGAUUGCGGUGGUUAUUGUGGCGAAGAAAUGGAAGGUGAAUCCGGACAAUAUUGCCACUCCUGUGGCAUCUUCUCUUGGUGAUGUCACUACGCUUUUGAUCCUGCUUGGAGUUGGCACUUCAUUACUGAGAAUCUCAGAACGACACCAUUGGAUUCCGAUCGUUUUUCUAGUUUUCUUCUACACUGUUGCUAUUAUUAGCGCCUAUAGAGCAGCUGAAGAUCAGUUUACGAUAGAGGUACUCAAGCAUGGUUGGUGGGCAGUACUGGCUGCGAUGACAAUCACAACAAUCAGUGGCUUUGUACUGAAGACGUCAAUGCGUAAAUAUCCACCGAUUGCGGCUUUUCAACCGCUGAUUAACGGUGUUGGUGGCAAUUUGGUCGCUGUACAGGCGAGUCGCAUAAGUACCGGCCUGCAUCGAGACCGAAAAAAUAAAGCGAGAGAUCGGGAAAAUUUAUGGAUUUAUAUGAGCCCGUGGCAUGCUUUUAUUACCACCCAUGCAGAUUCUAUUGCGGCGCGUAUUCUUAUGGCUAUGUCAAUUCCCGGUAAUUUCAUAUUCAUCAGUACGAUUUUCAUGUUCGGUUGUGGAUUUACGAACACCAUUCCAUUCACCUUCACGUACGUGUUGGUAUCCCUUACCCAGGUCAUUAUACUGCUCUAUCUUUGUCAACUACUGGUUCGAGCGAUGUGGAAGUUGCGAAUCGAUCCGGACAGCUCGGCUAUACCAAUAUUGACUGCCACAGGUGACCUUCUUGGAAGCAUAAUGCUCAUUGGCUGCUUCUGGGUAUCUGCUGACUUUUACGGAAUACACUUUGCAAAUGAGCAUUUUGUUGAGAGGCGGCUUCAAAUCCAUUCAUCUGUAUCACCCAUGGUCUCAGUAGUCAACGAGUGA